GGCAUACAACUUCAAACAAGAUUUAGGUAGCUUUCACACCAUUCCUGAUAUUUCGCAACAUUGAAGACCCUUAAGAUCAUCAAUUUGAUAAAGGAAAUGCCGAUGGAAUUCAACUCAAAGUCUUUUUAACUUGUGAAUUCCAGUCGGCCUGAGCCUGCUAACGUGUACGUAUCUCACGUGGCGUUCACCGAUGACUUUUGGAUUCAGCGAACCGGAGAUGAAUAAGAAGCCAUCAGUGAAACGACUCAACUGGUCGAAAUAGGAGUCGAAAUGUAAAUGCUCAACUCGAGACUCGAGAGAAGAUACUCGUGGUGGCCCAGCUUUAUGCAGUCAAUCCCCCCGAUUUAGCCCAUCUGUUGAAUAUCGACGGAGGACGAGUGUAUAGCUUUUGUCGACCACUUACACAAAGAGAUCGUGCCCAUUGAAUCCAGCAUCCGCCAGUGAUUCAGCUGUAACUUUCGUUUCAUCCUUGGCGUUUCAAUGUUAGACUCUGACGCUGUGGCUCUUCAUCUGGAUCACUGGCCUGAGAAGGCCAUCGACGUCAUGAAGGGAAGGCCAUCUGCUCACCGGCCCACGUCUGCAACGCAGUUUUCCACCUAAACGAAACAACUAAAAGGACGACGAGGCCCUUCAGGUGGAAUCGCUCUUUGUCGGCGACAUCAACGUCGUCGUCGAUGCCCCCUGCUCAUCCAACUUGGCAUGCAAACUUAGCCGUGUGAUCCAUCCUUUUUUGUUUUGAGCUGCAGCCCCCGUCAACCCAACGACCCAUCCAGCCAUGGCGGCCCCCCUUCAUCCAUCCAAGUGACUUCCCAACGUAAGGUUUCGCGCGUCUGCCUCUCCUUCACAACAACACUGUUUUUCCGCCACCGACCGGUCAGCAAUUUUGUUUUGUGAGUGUCGAAUUUGACUGACACGAUUCGGAAUUAAUUCGGCCGCCUUGAGGCGUUGGAAACGGACUCAUAUAUCCCGGGAUGGCUAGCGCCACGACGUCGACAUCGGCCACGGACCCGACGUCGUGCAAAUACACAAAGUACAAGACCACCGGCCGGUCCGGCACCGGCGCCACAGGAUAUUUCGAUCGUCCCAGGGGCUCGGAUCCGAGAGCCGCCACAUGCCGGUCGAAACUGCAAUCGAAAAGGGCCAAAUUGAAUCAAGAGAUCAACAAAGAACUUCGUUUGAGAGCCGGCGCCGAGAAUCUUUUCAAAGCCACGAGCAACAAGAAGCUGCGCGAGACGGUUUCGCUCGAGUUGAGCUUUGUCAACUCUAAUCUGCAGCUGCUCAAGGAGCAACUGGCCGUUCUCAACAGCUCGGUCGAGGUCUACCAGGGCGACCAGCACGGCGGUCUCACCCAUCACAUCCCCAUGAUACCGCUAGGUCUCAAAGAGACGAAGGAAGUUCCAUUUCACGACGCUCUACACGAAUUUAUCGAAGACCAUUACAAAGGCAAGGCGGAUGAAUACCUGGAAGCCAUUGCCGAGUUGUCUGACUUGCGCCAGGCCAUGAGGACACCUUCCCGAGACGCCACCGGCAUCGGUUUGCUGUACGAGUAUUACAAUCAGCUCUACUUUUUCGAGCGACGAUUUUUCUCUCCCGAACGAGGCCUGGGCGUCUUUUUCGACUGGUUUGAUUCGUUGACGGGAGUGCCCAGCGCCCAGCGGACUGUGGCUUUCGAAAAAGCCUGCGUCCUCUUCAACCUGGGAGCCCUGCACACUCAAAUCGGGACGAGACUGGAACGCGGGACGGGUGACGGGCUCGAUGGUUCUGUGGAUAACUUUUUACGAGCAGCUGCCGUCUUCCGCUUCAUUGUCGACAACUUUACCAACGCUCCGUCCAUGGACUUGGCCCCGCAAGUCCUCGAGGCAUUCAUCUUGCUCAUGAUUGCUCAAGCUCGCGAGUGUCUCUUCGAGAAACUGUUGCUGAGCUACCGCGGAGAGUCGGCUCCUGCCCAGGAUAUCGACGCUUACCUGGAACAAGCCCAAGAGGCAGCUGAGUUGUCUGAGUCGUACCAGCGAGUCUACGAGGCUCUGUCGAUCGAGUUGGUCAAGGACUACGUUCCGGAUUCGUGGAUCGCUCUGGUCCAGGUCAAGAGCCAAUACUACGAGGCGACUGCCCACCAGAUGGUGGGCUCUGGCCUGGUGGCCAGCAUCGACGGCCGUCCGCUGAGCCUCAAGACCAAAGAGACGCUGACGUUCAUGUACACGGAGGACGAGAGGGCGUCUGGCGGCGAUGCCAACGCCUCGUCGACCUCGAAUCUGAAUUUCUCGGCCAGUAAAGCCAGCAAAGACAAAGUCAGCACCAUCAUCGACAUUCGGGUCCCGAAGAACGGCGCCGAGCAGCUUCAAUUGGGUUUGAGUCACAUGCGGGAGUCGGUGCUGCUGCACGAAGAGAGCCUGCGGCUGCAGCGCAUGUGCCGCGAUUUGAAGAAGCGCGACCACCUGUCGACCUUUUUGCGACGCGCUCACGACGCCGCUCUCAGCGCUUACACGCGAGCCCUCGGAGACGACGAGUUUGGCGAAGCUCUCGACCCGCCUCCCAUUUUGGCAUCGACAAAAUUGCAGCUGUCGUUCGGCCAGCCGGAUUUCGGUCAGCAUCCAGUGGAUGAUUUAUUCCGCGGAUUGGGUCCGCUGACUCUGUUCUCGGCCAAGCACAAGUGGAACCCGCCCCGGUUGGCCAAUCUCCGCAAAUUGCACGACCAAGGUUUCGGAUUCAGCGUUCGAGGCGACGGGCCAAUCAUCAUCGCCGGAGUCGACGGCGGAUCCAUCGCCGAUUUGGCCGGAGUGAGAGAAGGUGAUGUAAUCAUAGGAAUCGGCGAUGUCGAUGUCAAGUGGUCCACCCACGAAGAGGUGGUCUCCCUCAUCAAAAACGCCCGCAACGACCUCUCUCUCAAAUUGAUCCAGCCCGUCGAGAAACCUAACCAACCCUCUAAGUCAAUGAUGAAAUCGAUGGCGAAAACGCUGCCGGGCGGCCGUGGAUCGACCUCGCCCACGUCGACGACCAGCUCCAGUUCGGGCGUGUCGUCGGCGGCCAGCCACAGUUUGUCGAGCACGCUGGCCGGAAGGAGCAGCAGUUCCAAGAACAACAGCAAGAGCUGCGACCGGAUACACGCCAUCGGGCGUAACCUGCCGGGCGUCAGGCGGCGUGACAAGAGCCUCGACAGUCACGUCAAAUACAGGACGGACGCCAAAUCUUCCAGCAAAGGUGGUCGAAGUCGGGACCGGACCAUCACUGGGCGACUUAGUCUGGCCGCCGAUUUCUUCAAUUUGAGCCUGCACUCGAACAAGGAUCGAGACAGGACUGUGGACAGCGGGACUAGCAGCCAGGCCCGUUCGACGACAGCCGGAAGCCGAUUGACGUGGAAUCCCUUCCGGACCAAGAGCCGGGAGCGCCAGAAUAAUCACAGCCACAGCCUCCACCAGCAGUCUCAUCACAUGAUGGCCCUAAAGACGCCGGCCACGACGCCCGGCAGCGGAGAAGUCAUCUGCAAGAACAUUAUCAUGCGCUGAUUUGAUUGAUUGACAAAUGGAAAUGACGUAAGACAAUUUUUUGGUUUUCCUAUUUUUGUGGGGGGGAAGAUUCAGCGCCACUUUUUGAUUUCGGAAUUAUUUUUUUGUGUGUGUGUUCAAGAAAGGUUUAAAAUGAUGAUGAUGGAAUAUCCAUUUAGGUACAUAGCAAGACGUAUUACCCCUCAUCUUUUAACACCAAAAAAAUGAGAAAAAAAAAAACACAUUUGAAAGAUAACAACUUUUUAAACCUGAGCUGCUGCGUGCCAUAUCGCUUUACAGUGUAACCGUAAAAUGAUUUUGACUUUAUCUCUCUUAACUUUUUUUUAAUUGUUGGUGAACCAGACAAAAUAUCUCCCCGAUGUUUUCUUUAAUGACUUUCAUAUUAUAUAAAUAUAUAAAUAAAUUGACUGAAUUUAAAAAAGAAAAUAACAAAAAAAAAAUAGUUUCAGAUAUGGUAAAAAAAAAACGAAAAAACAUAAGGCUAAAAAAAUCUAAUUCCUACAUUUUUUAUCAUUUUACGUCAUUAUUUUCCAAGAAAAACAAAAUGAAUUUGUGUGUGCUUGAUUGUGUGUAUGUGUACAAAAUGAUUGGAGACUUUUUGAUUGGAAAAUUAGAAAAACUGGAUAUAAUAACAAAAUGAGAAAAAUUUCGUAUAGCCCUCCAAAAAUAAUUUUACUGUUUGAAAUUUAUAACAACUUUUAACGGACUCUAAUCUUUAAAGAAAAAAAAAACUAGAUUGUGAUUUCAAAUAUUCCUUUUUUUUUGUCUACUUUAGUUAAAUGUUUGUCAAAAAUUCCUCUUAUAAAAUUCCCCAAAGCUCAUUUUAUGUGUAUAUUACCUUAUAAUCUUGCAUGUGACUGUGUGUGUGUGUGUAACAUCAAUAAACCAAAAGACGAGAGAUAAAUCGGAAACAAUGAAACAACAUUUUUUUUUAUUGAAUUAAAAAAAAAGCUUUUGAGGGAAUAGUAAAAAAACAACGCGUAAAUGAAUGUUGAUUUGAAGCUAAAAAUAAGAAAAGGAAAAAAUAAUUCAUUUUUAAUAGGUAAUAUAAUGAAUAUAUGAUGUGUGUGAAAAAUUGAAAUUGUUGAAUGGCAGUUUCUUUGUCUGCUGGGGGAUAGGCUAUCUGUUUGGUUGAAGCCCAAAAUAACUUUUUCAAAUUCUAAAAUAUUUUCUUCUUUUAAAAGGAAAACAUUGAUGAUGUAGAAUUCCCCCCCAAAAAAUGUCGUUUUGUUUUUUAAAACCCUGAUUUCCCGGCCAUCAUGUUCUCGGCGCAGGUUCUCGGGAAAUGGAAUCCCUUGAGCAGGAUCUCUUGAAUACCCUGGAGAUGAAAAGAGAAAUUGAUAACGAUGGCUUUUGAAAGGUAUUUUUUUAAUUAUUUUAAUUACCGAGCAUCCCUCAAUGCAGACGGAGAAGGGCUGGAAGAGAAUGUGGAAACCUGCGCAGAAACCGCCCACCCAGAAACCGAUAAAGAUGAGAAUCACGAACCAGAUGAUGCUCCAAAGGAUCGAUCCGCCGUCUCCACCAGCUCCGCCAUUGCCUUUGCCUGCCAUUUCCUUUUGAAUUGAAUUUCUUUCUUCUUGAUUCGCGACGAUCC
Molecule: messenger RNA, 5097 nt
Organism: Daphnia pulicaria
Lineage: Eukaryota; Metazoa; Arthropoda; Branchiopoda; Diplostraca; Daphniidae
Gene: Rhp
Product: rhophilin-2-like
Exons: 16
Coding region: 972-3503 (843 amino acids)
Biological process (GO): signal transduction; negative regulation of stress fiber assembly
Molecular function (GO): protein binding
Source: RefSeq, a predicted model, not a curated record